Messenger RNA from Hirsutella rhossiliensis, 1257 nucleotides. RefSeq names its product alpha/beta hydrolase family domain-containing protein. The transcript is spliced from 6 exons. The coding region runs from base 1 to 1257 and encodes 418 amino acids. NCBI's taxonomy places the organism in Eukaryota, Fungi, Ascomycota, Sordariomycetes, Hypocreales, Ophiocordycipitaceae. The record is from RefSeq and is a predicted model, not a curated record.
AUGCGCCAGAGGACACACUUUGACGUCAGGGAGCACAAGGUCCCCGCCUGCCACAUCCGCGAGUAUGCCGGCUCGACUGCGGCCAGCCAGGAGGAGGUGCUGUAUCUACACGUCAAGCAAUACACGCCUCUCCCGGCCCUUUCAGGGGCACAGGAGAAAGACGCCCUGACCAUCAUCGCCACAAAUGGUGUUGGUCUCUCCAAGGAGCUGUACGAGCCUCUAUGGGAUGAGAUUUACCAACUCUCUGCCUCCAAUGACUACGCUAUCCGGGGAAUAUGGAUCGCAGACGCCGUCAGUCUCGGCAUGAGCGGCGUCCUGAACGAGGGCAAGCUGAGCAAUGAUUAUUCGUGGAUGGAUCAUGCUCGGGAUCUGCUUCUCAUGAUCAACCAGUUCCGUGACCAGAUGCCCAGGCCGCUCGUCGGCAUCGGCCACAGCUUUGGCGGCUGCCAAAUAACCAACCUGGCCUACCUCCAUCCACGCCUCUUUGCUUCCAUGAUCCUCCUUGACCCGGUUAUUCAGCUCUCCCCCCCGGUAAUGGGCUUCAACGGGCUACCCACAGGGCCUGUCAACUUCACUACCCAUCGCAAGGACCUCUGGCCAAACCGCGCAGCCGCCUCACAGAAGAGAGCGUCCAAGGGCUGGGAUCCCCGCGUACUCGAGCGCAUGAUGCAGUACGGCUAUCGUGACCUCCCUACCGCUCUCUAUCCGGACUUGCCUCCCGACGCCGACCGGUCCGACCCGCCCGUCACGCUGACAACGACAAAGCACCAGGAAGCCCUAGCACAGCUCCGUGCCAACUUCGAAGCCCGACAGCCCGACGGUCGCAUCCACAUCAACCGCAAUACGCAUGCUGACAUGGAUCCGCUAAGCGCCUUUGUGCCGCUGUACCGCCCCGAGCUGCGGAGCACUUUCCAUCGCCUGCCCGGUCUGCGCCCACCGACUUUGUGGGUGGUGGGAGAAAAGACUUUUCUUUGUCUCGAUGAGAUACGCGAGGGCAUCAAGAUAGCUGGCACAGGUGUGGGUGGCUCUGGAGGCUCACCGGAAGCAAAGGUCAAAGAGGUUAUGACGUUUCGAGAGCAACAGGUGAAAUGGAACCAAGAACGAGAAAAUAUGACGAUGAAAGACCACAUGACUCUGAGCAAGACUUGGAUGGAGGUGGUCAAGCCGCCGAGUGGUGUCAAGACCAAGCUUCAAGCUUACAAUCUCUACCAGUCGCAGGUCGUAGAGCCGCAAGGCUCUCGCGAUGCCCAAGUAUAA